AAUGGGAUUGUAUGAUAUUUAUAUUUAAUAUCUAGGGAUAUCAAGAUGAGAUUAGUAAUGAGUAACACAUUCAUGUCACUAGUCAUAGUUUGCAAUCUUGCAUAUUAUUCAUAUUUGAAAGAGAAUGAUGAUAAUCAUACUAAAGCAGCUUCAUUAAUUACAAACAUACCUACAUCUGACCCUGAUAAAUAUUCAAGCUAUUUGAGUCUCUCUAUUGCCGCCUUUUGCUUGAUGUUGGUAGGAUUUUUGAUUGGAAUGGUUCAGCCAUUUUUAAAAUAGGCAGCACUCACCUAUGUUUAAGCUUUAUUAAUAUUAACAGGAUAUGUAUGUUUAUUUGCAGGAAUGUUUAUACUUGACUCGUUCUCAUAUGGAUUUAAAGAUGGUGAGAACUUCAAUUAUUAAGUGGCUGAAUUUUUUGCAAUAGGGGGGGUUUUUAUAUAAGGAAUGGUAAAUUCAUGGAGACAAAGAUCUGUCAGUUGAA
Paramecium pentaurelia is the source of this 481-nucleotide messenger RNA. The record is from the annotation of a GenBank genome assembly. NCBI's taxonomy places the organism in Eukaryota, Ciliophora, Oligohymenophorea, Peniculida, Parameciidae.